Messenger RNA from Erythranthe guttata (spotted monkey flower), 1666 nucleotides. RefSeq names its product sphinganine C4-monooxygenase 1. The record is from RefSeq and is a predicted model, not a curated record. Gene Ontology annotation, biological process: lipid biosynthetic process. Gene Ontology annotation, molecular function: iron ion binding; oxidoreductase activity. NCBI's taxonomy places the organism in Eukaryota, Viridiplantae, Streptophyta, Magnoliopsida, Lamiales, Phrymaceae.
GUGAUAAAACGACACCGCACACAGAUAUUUAGCUAAAAGCAUUUAUUUCCAUUAACCACUUGUUUUUAACUAAUUAUCAAUUAAUCACAACUAAUAAUAAAUUGUUUAAUUAUGAGAAAAUACAAAUUAAUCCCCAAAAUUAUAUAAAUUUACAGACCAUCCAGAAUUUCUGUAAAUCUAACACAGAAGAAGAGAGUACGAAUCAACAAAAAUAAUCUACCAAUCAAUACAUACACGAUAUACAUACAAACCAUGUAUGUAAUGGUGUACGUAUAUGCGUAGAUGCAUAUAUAUAUAUAUAUAUAUAUAUUGACAUCUCAGGAAACAACCGAAAGUCUUCCAAGUGUUAAAAACAACUUUUUUGAGGAGACUUUUCUCGAAUUAAAAAACCCCCCCUCAAACAAAAUUGAAUUUUGAUCCAUCUCAUAAUAUGUUCUAGGGUUUGUUUUUCUCCGAUUUUGAAUCGCCCCCAAACAAAAUCGAACGCCGGUUGAUUUUUUUUGUUUUCUCUUUGUUGGGAAUAAUAAUAUUAGGUGGUGGUGGAAAUGAUGAUUAAUGGUGGUUUAGAAGUGUCGGAUGAAUUGUUGGGUACGGUUGCUCCGAUUGUUGUGUACUGGUUGUAUUCGGGGAUUUAUGUGCUGUUAGGUUCACUGGAGAAUUACAGGCUGCAUACGAAGAAAGAUGAAGAUGAGAAGAAUUUGGUUUCGAAGAAAGAUGUGGUCAAAGGUGUACUCCUUCAGCAGGCUGUUCAGGCUGUUGUCGCCACCAUCCUCUUUGCUGUUACCGGAAGUGACACUGAUUCUGCACAAUCACAACAAACUUCCUUCUUCGUUCUUGCUAGGCAACUCUUGGUAGCAAUGAUGGUCCUUGACACCUGGCAAUACUUCAUGCACCGAUAUAUGCACCACAACAAGUUCUUGUACCGCCACAUCCACUCUCAGCACCACCGAUUAGUUGUACCUUACGCAUUCGGAGCAUUGUACAACCAUCCAGUGGAAGGUCUUCUUCUCGACACAAUCGGUGGAGCUUUAUCUUUCCUUAUCUCAGGCAUGUCACCUCGAGCAUCCAUUUUCUUCUUUUCCUUUGCCACCCUCAAAACAGUUGACGACCACUGUGGCUUGUGGCUGCCUGGCAAUCUUUUCCAUAUUUUCUUCGGAAAUAACUCAGCUUAUCAUGAUAUUCACCAUCAGCUGUAUGGGAAUAAGUACAACUUUUCGCAGCCCUUUUUUGUGAUGUGGGACAGGAUUCUUGGUACUUACAUGCCGUAUUCGCUUGAGAAGAGAAGUAAAGGGGGUUUUGAAGCACGGCCUGGUAAAGAUUGCAAGGAGAACUGAGUUGAAUUAACCAUUGCCUGUAACAAUUGUGUAUCAAUCACUAAAGGUUUCGGUUUUUUUUUUUCCUUUUUUCUUAUAAUCCUUUUUUGAUUGCUCGAGUACUUAUAUGAUUCGUAUAUAUAUAUGUUAUUGAUAUAUAUCUAUACUCAUGUGGCAUGGUGUAUAGUUUAGCUCUUCCCGAUAUAAGCAUUGAGGCGUCAAUGGCAGUGUAAUUUUGUCUGUGGAGGCAUAUAUGGCAGACUCUGUUUUUCCUUUUUCUUUUUUUUUUAAACAGAUUUAUGUUUCUUGAUCUUGAUUUGUGAUAUACGAUUGGUUAUUUGUUGUCUGGUUUA